AGCGCACGCGAGCUUUUCAGGCCGCGUGUGCGCUCUGUCUUUCUCGAGGUCACCAGACUCUCUCUUCGCUUCAUUGCUUUUCAUUGACCUUCAAAUAUUCAAAAAUCAGAGAUUCAGCUUAUUCGCUCCGCCUACACAAUGCAGCCCAUACGAGAGUCGUUCAACAUCUCGGACUGGGAGGACGACAAGCAGUUCCUCAGGUGCUGGCGCCACCAGGACUGCGGUGCCUGUCUUGUAGAGGACGGUUGCAGCUGGUGUCCAUUCUCGUGGACAUGCACAUCAAACACCUACUCUAUUCCACUCCUCGCGCCGGCCUACGACGACAAAAUCUGCCCGCACUGGGCCGAGCGGUGGGAAAUCCGGACGCGGCCGCUGGGCUGCCAGGUGUCCACCAUCACGACCCUGACUGGUGCCGUCAGCAUCGCGUCGACCUUGAUCAUCGUCGGCAUCAUCUUCUUCGCCUUCUGGCUGAUCCGCAAGAUGCGCGAGCUACGCCGCUGGCGGCGCGAGUGGGCACGCGAGAGAGCUCUCCGCCGCGAGUUACGUGCAGCCAGGCUGGGCCGGCGCGUUGUGUUCAGGGCCGAGCGGUCAGAGGAAGACCCUCUCCUCGGCAUAUGAUAUCGUGCUGUGUAUACCGACAUAUAGCCAAGAUAGAAACGGUAGAACAAAGUCAAGGGAGCCGGUCCCCUC
Molecule: messenger RNA, 690 nt
Organism: Gaeumannomyces tritici R3-111a-1
Lineage: Eukaryota; Fungi; Ascomycota; Sordariomycetes; Magnaporthales; Magnaporthaceae
Exons: 2
Coding region: 139-618 (159 amino acids)
Source: RefSeq, a predicted model, not a curated record